Molecule: messenger RNA, 2219 nt
Organism: Ostrinia furnacalis (Asian corn borer)
Lineage: Eukaryota; Metazoa; Arthropoda; Insecta; Lepidoptera; Crambidae
Gene: ApepP
Product: Aminopeptidase P
Exons: 18
Coding region: 168-2078 (636 amino acids)
Molecular function (GO): metalloaminopeptidase activity
Source: RefSeq, a predicted model, not a curated record
UUUGUCUGAAUCACACUUCAAUAUAUUAGUUUUGUUUCUAUGUAAUUGUUUUAACGAGUUGAAGGCUUUGCCUAUUGUGUGUGCAAAGUUAUUGGCUUUUGAAGAGGUUUACAAUAAAUGCAGUUGUAGGCAGGAACAUCUUAUCGAAACCUGCAGAUCAUCACAAAAUGUCGCUGCAGCGUUUGACAGCGCUGCGGGCGCUGAUGGCCAGUCAGCCGACUGCGUUGUCAGCCUACAUCAUACCCACGGCCGAUGCUCACAACUCUGAGUACAUAGCACCAGUGGACGCGCGCCGCGAAUGGAUCUCAGCGUUCACAGGUUCAGCUGGGACAGCUGUGGUGACAUCAUCGCAUGCGCUGGUCUGGACUGAUGGCAGAUACUACACGCAGUUCGAGAAGGAAGCCGACCUGACGCUGUGGACCUUGAUGAAGCAGUCGCUCCCAGACACGCCGACCAUGGAAAAGUGGUUGGCUUGCAACCUUCCAGAGGGCGCCACCGUCGGAGCCGAUCCUCACACCAUGACCAGGGACGAGUGGACUCCUUUGCAGACGGCGCUAACAAAAGCCAAUAUGAACCUGGUGGCAGUGUCAACAAACCUAGUGGACGAAGCCAGGGUCCAACUAGCUGACCCGCCCCCACCUAGGCCCCAUAACGCCAUCAUACCCCUGCCUGUCAACUAUACUGGUAAACCUGCAGGAGAGAAGAUACAAGAGCUAAGAGAGAAGAUGGCAGAGAAGAAAGCAGCCGCUUUGGUUGUCACUGCGCUGGAUGAAAUCGCUUACGCGUUAAACCUCCGCGGUAGUGACAUAGAGUACAACCCUGUGUUUUUCUCUUACCUGGUCAUCACCCCCUCUUCUGUCUACCUAUUCUGGGGGGACGGGGGAAUCCCCCAGGCGGCCCAGGAUCAGUUGAAGGCAGAGGGGGCGGUAGUUGAAGGCCGCCCGUAUGGGGAUAUUGUGGCUUUCUUGCAACAGUUUGCGUUGUCAGAAGUUGGUGAUGGCCACAGCUGUAUCUGGCUCUCCAGUGAUGCAAGUGAAGCUAUACACAGGGCGGCCGCUGGGCGUGACGUAUUGGAGAAGCCAUUAAACUUGACUUCCGAAGUGUCGCCGAUAGCUCUCAUGAAGCUGAUCAAAAACGAAGUGGAAUUGGAGGGUUUCCGCCAAUGCCACAUUCGCGAUGGCAUAGCGGUUGUCCGCUUCUUCAAGUGGUUGCACGACCGGAUCGACUCCGGUGCAGAGGUGACUGAAAUACAGGCAUCUGAUAAACUGCUGGAGUUCCGCAAGGAUGAAAAGGACUUCAUGGGUCCAUCGUUUGCCACCAUCCCGGGCGCGGGACCCAAUGGGGCCAUUAUACAUUACAACCCGUCCAGAGAGGGGGCCCAAACGGUCAUACAGAGAGGGAACAUGUUUCUACUGGACUCUGGAGGACAGUACAAGGACGGGACUACAGAUAUUACUCGCACACGGCACAUGAGCUACUCGCCUACGGACGAACAGAAGAGUGCCUUCACGCGAGUACUGAAGGGACAGAUGAUGGUUGGGAACGCGCUGUUCCCUAUGGGAGUCAAGGGCAACGUACUAGACAGUUUCGCGCGCAAAGCCCUCUGGGACGUAGGUUUGGACUACGCGCACGGGACGGGCCACGGCGUGGGACACUUUUUAAACGUGCACGAAGGGCCAUCUGGCGUGUCCUGGCGGCCCUACCCACGCGAUCCGGGACUUAAGCCGGGACAGGUGCUUAGCAAUGAACCUGGAUACUACAAAGUGGGCGAGUUCGGCAUUCGCCAUGAGGACUUGGUUGAGAUCGUGAAGAUCACAAAGGACUCUGACCAUCCUAGGGCGAAGUACCUAGUAGGCGAUUACGAUGGCCGAGGCGUGCUUGGAUUCAAUACGCUGACGAUGGUCCCCAACCAAAGAGAAAGCAUCGACGUGUCUCUACUGGAUGACUUUGAGUUGGCCUACAUAAACCAGUACCACCAGAGAGUAUUACAUACUCUAGGUCCAAUACUUGAGAGCCGCGGGUUGACUGAAGACCUGCAAUGGCUACAGAGGGAAUGCGAGCCUAUCCAUAGGAAAUAGGUACAUUGGUAAUGCACAGUUGAAUAUUUUUUAUUGUAUCCCAUUAUUAAACAAUGUAUGUAAUUGUGCAUAUGAAUAACAAUACAUAAGUUAUGUAAAUUUUGUAACAAAUAUUAAUAAAUAAUAACUACUUAUUCAUUA